Molecule: messenger RNA, 1466 nt
Organism: Colletotrichum acutatum
Lineage: Eukaryota; Fungi; Ascomycota; Sordariomycetes; Glomerellales; Glomerellaceae
Product: enoyl-CoA hydratase/isomerase
Exons: 1
Coding region: 356-1192 (278 amino acids)
Biological process (GO): fatty acid beta-oxidation
Cellular component (GO): mitochondrion
Molecular function (GO): enoyl-CoA hydratase activity
Source: RefSeq, a predicted model, not a curated record
UGGCCGUCGAGAAAGGCCAAAGCAUCGGGGAUGUAUGCCAUGCAGACCGAAGCCUUCUCACCCUCCACCGAUGGACGCGCCGCGGAAGAUAGCCCGAGUGGGGGUUAGGUGAAUUUUGGAUCUGGGAUGUUUCCUUCGAGAACCGGAUGCCAGGAUUGUGUUGUGUUCUACGACUUUAUUUGACCACGGGAAGCUUAAUACAGAACGGGAGUAUGCAAAUGAACUCCGAUACAAGCAGUUGAAAACGCAGUAGUAUCACCAAGUGAGCAACGUGAUCACAGCUCAUUGCAGUAUCAUCAAGCCUUCCUCAAUCAGCUCCGAACAAACUGGACCGCAAUAUCAGAACACACUUGGCAUGAUGGGGUUCCAGACAGAAACUACGCCGCCGGCGACACCAGCUUUCCUCAGGCUCUCAUACCCAGCUCCCCGGGUAUUGCUUGUACGCAUGGAUAGGCCAAAAGACCUCAACGCCAUGUCUACAGCAGCCCAGUGGGAGAUGGACUCGGUCUGGAAAUGGUACGACCAAGAACCAAACCUCAGCGUCGCAAUCAUCACGGGCACGGGAAGGGCCUUUUCAGCGGGAGCAGAUCUCAAAGAAUGGAACAAUAGCAUGGCCGACGACGCCGAUCCCAGCCAGCGCAUGGGCAACGCGCCUGCUUUCAAGCCCUUGAGCAGGAGGUUGGGCAAGAAACCAGUCAUUGCCGCAGUCAACGGUCUCGCCAUGGGCGGCGGGUGCGAGUUCGUCGUCAACUGCGACCUCGUCGUCGCGGCCGAGGACGCAUACUUUGGGCUUCCCGAGGUCAAAAGAGGCAUCGCAGCCAUUGGCGGAGCUUUGCCGCGACUCAUGCGGACUAUCGGACUUCAGAGAGCAAGCGAAUUCGCGCUGACGGGGCGUAACGUCUCAGCGCGGGAGAUGGAGCAAUGGGGUAUCGUGAACAAGGUGGUUCCCAAGGAGAAGGUCGUCGAGGAGGCGGUGCACUAUGCCAAGAUGAUUGCGGCCAACUCCCCGGAUGCCAUCAUAUGCACUCGAGCUGGUUUAAGGCAGGGCUGGGAAACGGCAUCCGUAGAGCGAGCAGUUGAGUGGACGCUGGAGAAGGAGUUUGCAGAGCUGCAAAAGGGCGAGAACAUCCUCGAGGGUCUCAAAGCAUUCUCAGAACAACGAGAACCCCGUUGGAAAGCUAGCAAGCUGUAAGAAGGAAGGGGUCUAGUUCCAAACAUGCCGUUCCAAAGGGAGAAGUAGAAGAUCCCGUCUGAUGAGAAACCCGGACGAACUAGAUCUGUGUGGCUCUCCUCCACCAAAGCUUUUGGUCGACCACCGUCUAGACUAAUCAAACCCGUCGUCCGAAACCAAUUGAGAUCGGCCAGCGUCCUUCUUGGUAACUAGUCGACAUAUAGACAAGCCUAUUAAACCUUGGUUUGGAUGUGCUGGCAGCUGCACGUUUUUGUCAGCGUUGCAGAUAGACCAG